This is a messenger RNA of Cynocephalus volans (Philippine flying lemur), 903 nucleotides long. RefSeq names its product CMRF35-like molecule 1. The transcript is spliced from 8 exons. The coding region runs from base 1 to 903 and encodes 300 amino acids. Gene Ontology annotation, molecular function: transmembrane signaling receptor activity. The record is from RefSeq and is a predicted model, not a curated record. Gene Ontology annotation, cellular component: plasma membrane. NCBI's taxonomy places the organism in Eukaryota, Metazoa, Chordata, Mammalia, Dermoptera, Cynocephalidae.
AUGCACCUGCUGCUCCUUUUCCACCUCUUCUGGCUCUCAGUCAUCUCUGCUGCCAAGGAUGCGAUCACUCGUCCAGAAGCAGUGAGUGGCGUGGAGCGGGGUUCACUGACUGUGCAGUGUCGCUAUGACCAGCAAUGGGAGACCCACAGGAAGUGGUGGUGUCGAGGAGCUACUUGGAGCAGCUGCAAGAUCCUUGUUAAAACCACUGGAUCAGAGCAGACGGUGAAGAUGGACCGUGUGUCCAUCAGGGAUGAUCAGAAAAACCACACGUUCACUGUGACCAUGGAGGAUCUGAGGAGAGACGACGCUGACACUUACUGGUGUGGAAUUGAGAGAACUGGAACUGACCUUGGGGUCACAGUUAAAGUGACCAUUGACCCAGCGACAGUCACCCAGGAAGAGACCAAAAGCUUCUCGACUUUGACCAGCCACUACCCCAGUGGCAGGCAUGCCCACAUGAAGCUCAGUGUCCUUAUUCCCCUCACCUUUGCCGUGUUGCUGCUUCUCUUGGUUGUGGCCUCACUGUUGGCUUGGAGGAUGCUGAAGCGACAGAAGAAGGCUGCUGGGAUAUCCCCAGAGCAGACAGAUCUUGUGAUUCCCCUGCAGCCCCUGGAGAGUGACCUCUGCUAUGCAAACCUGACCCUGCAGCAGACUGGAAGCUCCCGCAGCCCCUCCCAGAAGAAGGUCCCCACAGAGCCCUCCUCCUCUGCCCAGGCUGGCCAGGCAGAAGUGGAAUAUGUCUCCAUGGUUUCCUUUCCGAGGGAGGAAGUUCCCUAUGUGUCACUGUCUUUGGACAACUUGGAUCAGGAGCCAACCUACAGCAACAUGAGCCAUCUUAUCAACUACACCCCUGGCAGGGACCACGAGGAGCCCACGGAAUACAGCGCCAUCAGGCGGCUGUAG